AUGCGAAGCUCUGCACUCAUCAUGCUAGAGAAACCUACUGAAGAUGGUCAUGAUCUCCGUCUUCCUAUCCUUUCAACGGACGUCCUAAUUCAAAUUCAAAGCUUUCUGGACCCAAAGGACAUUCUUUCCCUGCGCAAGACAUCCAGAGUGUUAUAUGCAACUUCAAAGAUACGCAUAGUAUGGAUCAACGCAUUGCAACGAGUAUGUUAUACGGAUGGGAUCAGCCUGUCUACUUUUCAUCCCAUUGAGAAUCUAUCCCCAAUCGAGCUUGAGAACGCUGCAUUCUCCCCCUUUCGAUUUGUCAACCGGCUGGAUGCCAGUAUUACAGCUGGCGAAAAUAUAAGACCUUUGACGACUCGUGUUCUUGUGCCCGAUUUAUUGCCACUCACUCCGACGGAAAGCAUGGACAUCCCGUUCGAUUGCUAUUCGAUUUUCCUCGUUCCGGGGGGUCGCUUCAUGUUGGCUGAUACGGCUGACCAUGGAUUGUGCCUUUGGGACCUUGGGAUUCAUCCAGGAUCGCCAAUAAAUCAAUCUCCUUUGGCCGUGCUUCACAAAGCAAGCGGGGAGUUGACCAGGUUCACCUCUCCCACACCUGACGCUCACGGAGUUUAUAUAUGCAUAGCGGGAGAGACGUAA
Molecule: messenger RNA, 636 nt
Organism: Laccaria bicolor S238N-H82
Lineage: Eukaryota; Fungi; Basidiomycota; Agaricomycetes; Agaricales; Hydnangiaceae
Exons: 2
Coding region: 1-636 (211 amino acids)
Molecular function (GO): protein binding
Source: RefSeq, a predicted model, not a curated record